AUGGAAGACGGCAAGAACGCAAACCCGCUCAUCCUAAACCCCUCCGACCUACCCACACGCAAACGCCGCACUUCAGUCCACAAAGAGGCGAAUCUUGCAUCAGAACUGUUCCCGUAUGGCGCUACUGCUACCGGCGACUCGCUAUACCGAGUUUCGAGCCCCUCGUCAGACGAAGCGAGCGAGAGCGACUCGGAUCCCGAGCCGAUUGAUGAACAAGAAAUUUAUGAUUUGAUUGCCACCAUGUCAGACCCGGAGCAUCCCAUCGCUCUCGGAUCUUUGGCGGUUGUGUCGCUGCCCGAUAUCUCCAUCAAGCCUACUAUACCAAGUCGGCCGUGGUCCACUCUGCAGACAGUGACUGUUCUUAUUACGCCGACUAUCCAACACUGCAGUCUAGCCACGGUGAUCGGUCUGGGAGUGCGGGUCAGGUUGGAAGAAUCGCUACCUCCUCGAUUCCGUGUCGAUGUGCGAAUCAAGGAAGGCACCCAUUCCACAGCAGAUGAAGUCAAUAAACAGCUUGCCGAUAAGGAGCGGGUUGCGGCUGCACUCUGGAACCCGACGCUGCAGAGUUUCAUCAAGAAGAUGAUGGAGACGUGCGAAUAA
Molecule: messenger RNA, 600 nt
Organism: Cyphellophora europaea CBS 101466
Lineage: Eukaryota; Fungi; Ascomycota; Eurotiomycetes; Chaetothyriales; Cyphellophoraceae
Exons: 1
Coding region: 1-600 (199 amino acids)
Biological process (GO): iron-sulfur cluster assembly
Source: RefSeq, a predicted model, not a curated record